AUGUCGAAACGCGAGCUCUCGACUUCCGUUUUCCAGAUCAACGCUCUAUACGAGAGUGCAUGUACAGGCUUCAAGGCGGAAACGGAGCUGAUGAAAAGCCUGGAACCUAUUGGGUGGGAUGUUCAGCUCGCAGCCACCGAGAUCCUGGAGUGUAUGGAAGCAAUCUGCGAGACUAUCGCCGGUGCUGCUCAGAGUGUCGAAUGGCUGCAGCAGUUACCCCCGAUCGCUUAG
Messenger RNA from Recurvomyces mirabilis, 231 nucleotides. RefSeq lists its product as uncharacterized. Bases 1 to 231 code for a protein of 76 amino acids. The transcript has a single exon. NCBI's taxonomy places the organism in Eukaryota, Fungi, Ascomycota, Dothideomycetes, Mycosphaerellales, Teratosphaeriaceae. The record is from RefSeq and is a predicted model, not a curated record.